AUGGGCUUGAGGUGUCAAACUUUAGUGGUUUUGUGUUAUGCAGUUAUUACAAUAGCUGAUCAAGAUGUCAAAAAUAUAAAAGUGAUGCCAACGACUCAAAAUAAAAACCAUGUAGGAGACUCCAAAAAUUUAAUCACAUACGCAUUCCGACCUCGCGCAAUACCGCUGAAGAUAAAUGAAAAGCCGACCCCAUCAGCAGAGAAACCAGUAUACUAUACACAAGACAAUAAAUAUAAAACUGAAAUACUUUUCCCCGGUAAUUACUUUGCAAUUCCCAAAGAGAAAAGUAAAGACACAGUGGAAGAUUCUGCGUAUAAUCCCUUAGUUGGUGGUCAGUUUGAACCGACGGCGAUACCUUUGUUAAGAGGUCAGGGAUUUGCGAAGAGAUCGCUUGAUUUGGAUGAAGUUUCAACAGAAAAUCCCAAAAAACUUGUAGAUCAAGCAUCCCAGAGAAGAUCAUUGUCAUAUAUCUUAGGCGAAGCUGAAGAAGAAGAUGAUGAAGAGGAUGAUGGCGAAUAUGAAGUAGAAGAGCCCGAAGAACUGGAAGCAGAUGGUUUGGAAUCAAAAAAUAAGGUUGGAGGCAUCCAUAGCGUUCAUAGUGCACAUCAUGCACACAGGCUGAAACAGAAGGCUAAAAGGGUUAAGAAAUACUCGAAGUAUAUGAUGCCUCUCCUACUUGCUUAUAAGCUGAAAUAUUUCGCCAUAAUCCCAGUAAUGAUUGGCGGACUGGUAUUAUUAGUGGGAGCUACUGGCUUGGCUGGAUUUUUCUUUGCCUUAUUCGCAGCUGUUAUGGGACUACAGAAAGGCGGUUAUUAA
Danaus chrysippus (African queen) is the source of this 816-nucleotide messenger RNA. Lineage: Eukaryota; Metazoa; Arthropoda; Insecta; Lepidoptera; Nymphalidae. The record is from the annotation of a GenBank genome assembly.